UGGCCGCCUAGACUCAAUAUGGCCUGCCUAAUACGGACUUCCUAAUACGACCUCAUCUCACCAUUUUACACGCAGAAACGUCGACAACACGCAUUUCCGCGAAACUUCUAAACUCACUUAUCUCCAAACCCGCACCAACAAUGUCGUCUUCAUCAAUCACCACUUCCAUCCCCACGGGGCCUAUCCCAGAAUGGUGUCUCGUAGCCCAAUCCGGGCAUAGAUCACGACUCUUCACGUGUCCAAGACCGUACCGGGACGGCGGCAGUUCCGCCAAGUCAACGGACUUCACCAGCAUAUGCUGCGACGGCGUCAUCGUCGACACCUCUUUCGACCUAUACUCCUCAUCCAAUUUAACCACCGGGCUCCUCCCAUACUCCAUCCCAAACAGCAACAGCACCAUCCCAGUAGACCUCUCAAACCUCAUCUGUUGUCCCAUCUCAGGCGUGCAAUCAGAAGCGCUAAACCCCACCCCAGCCUCCAGCGCAAGAACCACCUGCGCGCCCGGCACACCGGCAAUCCCGCUAGCCAGUCUCGCCGCGACGAACGCUUCGGACGCGAGUGUGUACCCGGUCACGUACGCCAGCAUUACCCCGAGCGCGGACCCGUCGGCCACGGUGACGAAUGAUUUAUGGGGCUGGGCGACCCCGACGUACGGCGCUUCCGGGUCGCCGGUGUGUUUCUGGGCUAACACGGCGAGCGGGGUGAGUGUGGCGGAAGUCACGGUGCCGGUGUCGUACGUGGCGUCGGCUACGACGUCGGGUGCGGUUACUGGGACCGGUUCGAGUGCGACGGCGUCGCCGAGUAGUGCUGCGGCGGCAUUGAGGGUGGCGUGGGGGCGCGGCGGGUUGGUUGGGGUGUUGGGGUUGGGUUUACUUCUUUCGGCUGGUUGGUUUUAGGUAGGAGUUAGUGGCAGUACUAUGGUAGUUAUGUGUAGCAAUGUGGGCGAUAAUGCAACUAGAAAACCAUUGUUAAUACAACGUUAACACCCUCCAGGAGUGUCGCGGUCUUGAAAC
This is a messenger RNA of Annulohypoxylon maeteangense, 1013 nucleotides long. RefSeq lists its product as uncharacterized. The transcript has a single exon. Bases 141 to 896 code for a protein of 251 amino acids. NCBI's taxonomy places the organism in Eukaryota, Fungi, Ascomycota, Sordariomycetes, Xylariales, Hypoxylaceae. The record is from RefSeq and is a predicted model, not a curated record.